GGCCGACGCUAGGGUUGGAGCAGUGCCUUUCUUCGAUUCUCCCCUGCUUCCUCUCCACCUCCGCCUCGCAGGUGCUGCUUUGAUCUGUCCCCGCCGCCGCGACAAUGACGAAGGGCAAGACGAGCCAGCUUGAGCGCGCCAAGAAGGACGGAAAGUCAAAGAAGCCAGGCGGCCGAUCUGCGUUGCCACCAUGGUGGAUCCAGGGAGAUUUUCUCCCAUCAACUGUCUGGAAGGAGGAUGUUCUAGAGCUUGUUGAACACGGGAUGGUGGCAGAGAAGUCAUGGAGGCUUCCUGAAGGAGCGCUCGAGCCAGAGCCCUAUGAAGGGGAACGAGUCCUCCUCCUUACUCACAUUGAGCGAGGUUUCUCUCUGCCCCUCAUCCUUUCAUCCGCGGUUUUCUGUAUUACUUUGAUGCGCAACUUCAUCAUCUUCCUCCCAAUUCCAUCGGUAUCUCUCCGCAUUCGUCACGCUGUGCGAAUGCUUUUUGGGUUGUCCUCCUCACUGGGUACUGUUUAAACACAUCUUCUGUGUGCGCUCUCAAGUAGUGAAGAAAGCAAAUCCGAGUUAUAGUAGGACUCAUGUCAUUCAGUUGUGCGGUGAUCUGGGGAUUCAAAAGAGGAGCAUGAGUACGUAUCCUCAGACGACCCUUCCUGAGUCAGUCCGGAACUGGCGGUCGACUUGGUUUUAUUGUAAUGAUAUUGCAUCUCCAAACAUGUCGGCUGGCCUUACCCCAUUCACCUUGGAGCGACCGACUGCUCCUAGGACGAUAAACAUGUUGGAUGAGGAGAAGACCCAGGUAGGGAUGUUGGUAAAUGAGGUGGUUAACUUGGUCCGUAGCGAAGUGACAGGGAUGGACUUGCUUGAAACGUUCCUUGGUCGGUGCAUUCAGCCUCUUCAGACGAGGGAUCAUGCCAUGUGACACUACUCGGGCCCUGAGGAUUCCACUCGGUCGCACCCGGAAGAGGUUUCUGAAGAAACUAUAGCCCAGUGGCUCAAAAGCAUCACUGGAGCCUGCGACAAUCCACUAGGAGCCAAGCGGGUCUUGCCUUACUCUGCUGAAAACAAACCACGGAACCUGGAGUGGACAAACAUGCAUUCACCCGUACCCAACGGGGCUCAACUUGACGUCGUUGGGGAAAGCAAAGGUGGCAGCGUUGACAGCGACUAUGCUGAAGACAACGAGGGGAGUGAAGAUGACUCGGAUGAGAGUGAGGAAGAAAACCAGUCUCCUCCGAACCCCGAGUCACGAUCCAAGCAUCCGCCAUGAUCCAGUGGCUACUCCAAGCAAUACCUUAGUGUCCAGCACUAGGAACGUGAAGCGCGACAGAGCCGUCGCAACUGGAUCUGCAGAAAAAGCCGCCAAACAACCCAAGCCCGACGCUCCUAAGCCUCGGAAGGCUCUGCCUCAAAUGAGGAUUGCCGUGCCAGUUGCUUCAACAGAUCCUACCUCGGUGACGUCGCCUGCUGGGGAUGAAGAAGAUCCCAUGGACUUGGAUGCUGUGGACAUGCCUGUCUCCCAGCAAGCUACAGACGUCAUCCUCUUGGAUGACGAUGAAGAAUUGUUGCGCUCAACUGCCGAAUUAACUAAGACCAUACCUGAAGCGCCGGUGUCGAGUGCUCCUCCAGCCGGUUCGACUGCUUUGACUACAACUCCUCCGACUGGUUCAAUUGUUGUGACAACAGUGCCUACUGCGCCUCCUCCUUCAGCGCUUGCAUAUUCUCUGCAACGUGUCCCGGAAGAUCAAACUGGAGCUGCUAAAGAAGCCAUGAUUCAGGCCGAACAUAUGAUGCAGCGGACCAGAGAGGCGUAUGAGGCUAGCAAGUUGGCAUACGAUGCCAGUUCGACGCUUCAAGCUAAUGUCCGAGUAAGUGCAAUUGUAAGUUCAUUUCCGUUUCGAUUGAAUCUUGUCCAUCUUGAUUUUGUUGGGGAUCGUAGUAAUUUAAAAAAAUUCUUACGCCAUGCAAAGAUCUAUCUAUGAAAAACCAGUAACGAGAGAGGUUGUAGAGCAUCUUCAUACCUUUGAAUCAAAGAUCGCUAAGCGAAAACGUUACUAUGUAGAGCAUCUUCAUACGUUAUGCAGGGAUCAACAUGGCAUGUAUUAGGGGCCUCGGCCUUUUUCAUCUAGGGUUUGUGUGAUCCUUUGUCUCUUGAAGCAAUUGAAUGCCGUGAAGCACUUUCUCUUGCUGGAGAUUUGGGCCUACAAAUUCUUUUCGAUGCUCCACACUACAAGAUGCUGGUAAAACAAUUUCAGAAAUCUAGGUGGUAGCUACGAAGGAGUGAUCAAGGAAACCAAAACUUUUUUUGUACGGUCAAGGAAAUCAAAACCUGAAAGAGAACCUUUAUUGGGCAGUACUGGCCACCGGCGCGCCGGCCCGAACGCUCGCGCCGGUCGCAGCCCAGUCGUCAGAUUCACAUGCCACAUCGUUAAAUUUCUCAUGCAGCAAAAAUCCCUCGAUGUAGCAAAUUUAUACCACGACACAAUAAAUUUCGUCCACGGUUGCAACAAAAAUACGAUUGUAGCAAAAAAAUAUCAACGUGGUCGUAGCAAAAAAAGGACGUUGAUGAUGCGUGAUAGCAAAACAAAAUGUGGGUUGUAGCAAAACAAUUCCGUGAACUUGGGUUGCAACUCUCACGAACGUGUAUGCAACUUUUUUAAUGAACGGUUGCAGCAAAAAAUGAUAUCGGUUGUAGUAAAAAUUAACACGGUUGUAACAAAAAUCAAACGCCGGUUGUAGCAAAAAAAUUCAACAAACUCGAGUUACAACCAAACGUAGACGUAACUUUUUUAAUGGACAAAUUAUAGCAAAAUGAGAAACGAUUGUAGCAGAUCUAAUCGUGGUUGCAGCGAAUCUGGACGAAAAAAUGUUGAAAGUCCUGACCAGCUAGCCGUGCGGGCUGCGUGACCGUCCGAACGAGCGUUUCCCUUAUGUUUAUGAGUCCAGGAACUUGAAUUUUAAACCUCAUAAUCUAGUUAGACAUGCUUUAUCUUUGAUAGGGGCCUCAUUUGUGGUUGGGUUGCUUCGUGAUCCUAAUGUAAUACUUGUAAUCAUACACGUAAAUCAAUAAAACCUAGCAGAUUAUUCUUAAAAAAUGUAUGGAGGCUGGCCGGACCCCAAACGAUCGUGUGUUUGAUGGUUGGACACGAAUAUGUGACGAAUGUUUGCUGGGCCAGAUGGCAAUUGCGAACGAUUUGCCUGACAUUUAUUUUUUGAAGGGAUGUCAAGUUUAGUUGUAGGGGGUGGCAGUUCUUUUCUAGAGAAGGCAUUUUUCUUAGAAAACUGUCAUCGCUUGAUCAUGAUUGAACAGCUGUGCGGGCGUUCGCUCGGACCCUCCCCAGCGAAUGUUCGGCACUUAGCAUUUGUGCACGUGUACGCGCCCGAGUUCAUCUUGUAACGCAAGCCACGCAUGCCUCAUACGUGCAUACGCUAGACAAGCCAACUAACCCUAGCAAACACAUCUGGACCUUCACCACACGUACGCCCUAUAUAUCCAGUUAUCUACAAGACAUCUCUCGUGUGCUUUCUUUUGACAGGGCCCGUGGAUCGGAGAGGAAUCGAGCUAGACACGCACACGGCCGCGCAUCCAUCAAGACCGGCCUCGAUGGCGAUGAUCAGGGCCAAGUGGUUCCUGACGGGCGUGCCGGUGGGGUUCUGGUGGGGGUGGAAGAAGAGCAGCGAGUGGGAGCUGGAGGCGAUGGUGGAGUCGGUGCUGCCGCGCCCAGUGGCGAGGCACGUCGUCGACUUCCUGCCCAAGGGCACCGCCGAAGCGCGCCACAAGGCGCGGCUGGAGGAGUCCAUCAGGGACAACGCCCGGAAACAGGAGGAGACCAUCCGGAAGCAGGACGAGGCCCUCAGGAGGAUGGAGGCCACCUCGCUGAGGCAGGAGCACACCAUCGGCCUGCUGCACGCCGUCAUCGCGCGCCUGCAGGAGGCCGACGACCAGCGUCUCGUGCAGAAGCAGGGCUCGCCGUCGCCCACGACCACGACGGCGCCGCCUUCACCGCCGAAGCAGUAGUGCGCGCAUGCGUACGUAAGUCCGUCACCCGUCUGCUCGCGUGAUACGUCUACGUGUUUCAGUGUUUGACGGUUCGAUCUAGUAGUUGAUCAGAGAAAACCUUCUGUUUGUUCUUUAAUCUGAAAUUUGAAGGGGUGGAAAAACUUGCUAGUACUAGUAUUUUAACAGUACAUGUGCUACACAUAUGAUUAUUCGGCUGACCGUGUGAUAACCAUUGGGUAUGAAA
Molecule: messenger RNA, 4240 nt
Organism: Hordeum vulgare subsp. vulgare (domesticated barley)
Lineage: Eukaryota; Viridiplantae; Streptophyta; Magnoliopsida; Poales; Poaceae
Exons: 4
Coding region: 1166-1978 (270 amino acids)
Source: RefSeq, a predicted model, not a curated record